Molecule: messenger RNA, 820 nt
Organism: Lytechinus variegatus (green sea urchin)
Lineage: Eukaryota; Metazoa; Echinodermata; Echinoidea; Temnopleuroida; Toxopneustidae
Product: proteasome assembly chaperone 4-like
Exons: 4
Coding region: 282-683 (133 amino acids)
Biological process (GO): proteasome assembly
Source: RefSeq, a predicted model, not a curated record
GGCUAAUCGAGACUGAGAGUCAUCGAGAUCAAACUAACGAGUAAAAAGGGGUUUUUAAAUCGUGAGAUUGUGAGUAGAAAAAUAACUAGAUAUUUAAGUCAUAUACCAAAUCCAAUAACUACAGUUAACAGGAAAAUCAAAGUACAAACCAAACACCAAGGCCAAGGAAGAUUUGAUAUUCUUACUGAGUUGGUUCAGAAGCUAAUUCAAACAUUUCCACAAUCCAGAACAAUAGCAGCAUCAAUAGUUCUGAGAAUACGGAUCAAUGAUCGUUUGGCAAAAUGACGAAUGAAGACGUUACAGCAAAGAAUACCCCAAGCAUCGAAGCUGCUGAAUGCAGACUGUCCGUGCACAGCUUUUCAGAGCAACUACUGGAUCAAGAGAUUUUCUUUCAUGUGACCAAGAUGAAGGACAGCUUCAUGUUAUGGAUUGGAAAGAAGCCAGCGAGCUUGAAAAACUUUGCAGUUGCCAUCAGUACUAAAUUUAAUAGUGAACCAAGUAGUAGUAUGUUAAUGGGUGAAGUUACAGAUGUUCAACCUACAACUCUGGCUCAAAAAUUAGCAAAGUCCACCGGCAAACAGGUCUUUGUGAGUUGCAAUCUUCCUAUGGCAGAUCCACUGAUGCUUUCCCUUGUGGAUAAAAGAUUAACGGAGGAAAUGAAAGCCAAUCCAGACAAAUUCUGACCGAGACAGCAAAGACUGUGCCACAAGAGACAUUCCAGUCCAGUAGACAAGUGGAAUUAUUUAUCCUCCUGGAUGGUUUCAGUACUUUUACCAAAUACCUGUACAUUUGGAUUGUUUGAAAUCAUGUGAUGUUCAUG